UUUGACAAAGCGUUGGCAUCGUUUCAGGACGAAUUUGACAAUUGGUGUCAAAUUAUCGACCAUAGAGGACAGCUUAGACCGUCUAGAGAGUGACCCAAUCCUCGGUAGUCUCCGAUACCCUCAAAUUGCCCACCAUGAUUCAACAGUGGCGUGCCUAGAAGGCACCAGGGUCGAUCUCACGGAGCGUAUUAUGAACUGGUGUCGUAAUACCGGGGAUAAUGAAAACCGGCUGAUGCUACUGACCUCUGUGGCCGGCGCUGGCAAGACUUCGAUUGUGCACACAGUUGCAGAUAGAUGUAACAGGGAGGCUAUCUUGUUGCUGUGCUUCUUCUUCAGAAUUGGCGAACAGCCACGGCCGGACUGUUUAUUCAGCGGCAUUGCUCAAGCUCUAGCAAAUCGUGACGCAGAUUACCGCACCUUCAUUAUCUCUGCCCUUCGAAAAGACCCCACCCUCUCAACAGCUCCAUUCACGAUGCAGUUCAAGGAAUUAGUGGCUUCGCCUCUGCUCCAUAAGCCUCCGCCUUCCGACCGUCCUAUGGUGAUCAUCAUCGACGCUUUGGACGAAUGUGACAAAGAGGUGUUCGAAUCCCUUGCCGAAAUUCUUGGGGACGAAGUGCCCAGGCUACCAUCUUCCGUCAAAUUCUUCAUCACAUCGAGACAAUAUGAUCUCGUGAAUCGCUACCUCUCCCCCGAUUACCCUAUUGAUCGUCUCACUAUCGAUCUCUUGGAUGGGGCGAAUGUGCAGGACUGUGCUAGAUUCAUACGCUUCCAACUGCAAAAGCUGAAGAGGUUACAUCGGGAUUUACAGUGUAAUCUUCAGGACGAGGAUAAAAUGGUACAGGAGAUCUCGGAACGAGCAAAUGGUUUGUUUAUCUGGAUCAGCACCAUCUUUCGCUACAUGAAGAUGACCAACCAGGAUCCUAUGAGGACACUAAAAAGUCUACUCGACACUGGUGCCAAACGACCAGAGGUCCCUGCCGAGAAAAUGAUGGAAGACCUGUAUACCAGCAUUUUGAAGAAGUGUGCUUGGGAGGAUGAAAUUUUUGCGCACGAUUACCCAAUCGUGAUGGGAGCAAUCUUCAUUGCUCAGCACCCUCUGUCCAUUACAGCCUGGGAUGCAAUUUUGUUCCCUUUCCUCAAGUCUUCUGUUCGAUAUGCGUUGGCCGAACUUGCUCCUCUGCUCUCAGGAGCUGAGGGUUCCCACAUUCCGGUUCGCAUCUUACAUCAAUCUUUCCGCGAUUUUAUCGUCGAUCGGAUCAAUCCUCAAACAAUCAACUCUCGUUGCACUCCCGUAGUAGUGGGGGUGGAAAAUGCCAGGGUUGCCCUGCGAUGUACCAAGAUUUUGAAUGAGGGACUCUGCUCUGUAAAGGGCUUAGGACAGAUCGAAAACUUGUCCGAAGAAGUUGAAAUGCCGCGCAUUUCUCCGAAUGAGUUAUCUGAGCACUUUCGUUAUGCAUGUUGCCACAUCAUCUACCACCUCAGUGGAGUCCGGGAACCAUCAGAGGAGCUUGCUGGGUCAGUUGGUAUGUUUCUGAGUCAAGAGGCAACUCGGUGGGUGGAAGUCUGUGUGAGAAUGAAAAGCUAUGUCAAUAUCUCAUUACUCCCCGAAUGGGCUAAGUCGGCUGUUGAACCCAGGGCUGUCGGUGCAUUGGUUAAUGUGCUUACCCAGCUUGGGUGGCACCUGCAAUUUUUUUCAAGAUUCCAGGAGGCAUAUGAGGCAGCAAAUGAUUCUGUUUUACUCUGCCGUUACCUUUUUUCUGUGGACUCAAGUUCCUACACCCUGCAUUUGGCCGAAUCACUCAACGGCCUAAAUUGUGCCCUUUGCAGACUCAGACGGCACUCGGAGGCACUCCCAUUCAUUGAAGAAAGUGUCAAACUCCGCCGCCAGCUGGUUGCCAUUGACCCAGGAUCAUACACCCUGGAUUUGGCCGUGUCACUUCACAAUCUAUAUAAUACUCUUUCCAAUCUCGGACGGCACUCGAAUGCACUCCCAUUCAUCGAAGAAAGCCUCAAGCUCCACCACCAGCUAGUUGCUGUUAACCCAGGAUCAUACACCCCAGAUUUAGCCUCAUCACUCUACAGUCUAUCCAAUGCUCUUUCCAAUCUCGGAUGGCACUCGGAGGCACUUCCAUUCAUCGAAGAAAGCGUCAAACUCCGGCGCCAGUUAGUUGCCGUUAGCCCAGGAUCAUAUAUGCCGGAUUUGGCCAUGUCACUCAACCAUCAAUAUUUGACUCUUUCCAAGCUUGGACGGCACUCGGAAGCCCUCCCAUUCGUCGAAGAAAGCAUCAAACUCUACCACCAACUAGUUACCGUUCACCCAGGAUCAUACACCCCGGAUUUGGCCAUGUCACUCAACAAUCUACAUAAUGCUCUUUCGGGUCUCGGACAGCACUUGGAGGCACUCCCAUUCAUCGAAGAAAGCGUCAAACUCUACCGCCAGCUAGUUGCCGUUAACCCAGGAUCAUACACCCCGGAUUUGGCCAUCUCACUCAACAAUUUAUGUAUUGCACUUUCCAAUCUCGGGCGGCACUCGGAGGUUCUUCCAUUCAUCAAAGAAAGCGUCAAACUCCAGUGCCAGUUAGUUGCCGUUAACCCAGAAUCAUACAUGCCGGGCUUGGCCAUGUCACUCAACAAUCAAUAUUUGGCUCUUUCCAAUCUCGGACGGCACUUGGAGGCACUCCCAUUCAUCGAGGAAAGUGUCAAACUCCGGCGCCAGCUAGUUGCCAUUAAUCCAGGAUCAUACACCCUGAAUUUGGCCAUGUCACUCAACAAUCUAUGUAACGCUCUUUCGGAUCUCGGACAGCACUCAGAGGCGGUCCCAUUCAUCGAAGAAAGCGUCAAACUCUGCCGCCAGCUAGUUGCCAUUAACCCAGAAUCAUACACCCCGGAUUUGGCUAUGUCACUCAACAAUCUAUCCAUUUCAUUUUCCGACCUCGGACGGUACUCGGAGGCGCUCCCGUUCAUCAAAGAAAGUGUCAAACUCCAGCGCCAGCUAGUUGCCGUUCACCCAGGAUCAUACACCCCUGAUUUGGCCGCAUCACUCAACAAUCUAUACACUGUUCUUUCGGGUCUCGGACAGCACUCGGAGGCGCUUCUAUUCAUCAAAGAAAGCGUCAAACUCUACCGCCAGCUAGUCGCCGUUAAUCCAGGAUCAUACAUGCCGGAUUUGGCCAUGUCACUCAACAAUCAAUAUUUGGCUCUUUCCAAUCUUGGACAGCACUCGGAGGCGCUUCCAUUCAUUGAAGAAAGCGUCAAGCUCUACCGCCAGCUGGUUGCUGUUAACCCAGGAGCAUACACCCCGGAUUUGGCCAACUCACUCGAAAAUCUACGUAAUGCCCUUUCCAAUCUCGGACGUCAUUCCGAGGCACAAAUGGUCCACAUUUGAGCGCAUUCUCCUUGUCAUCGUAUUCACCACUUUGCUGCCUGCCCACGCUCGAGAAUACUCACAAAUCCAACCUCAUUCUUGAUUGCAAACUAUCGACAAAAUAUUUACAGAGUUCACUGGCUCCGCUACACCCCUGACCAAUCACAGUCGUAUCUUCCAAUUCUUUAUUUCUUGCAUCACUGUACUUGAUCUAUGUUUCUGCAUAACCGAUGACGUCAAGGUUUGGAUGGC
Messenger RNA from Cantharellus anzutake, 3616 nucleotides. RefSeq lists its product as uncharacterized. Bases 191 to 3385 code for a protein of 1064 amino acids. Gene Ontology annotation, molecular function: protein binding. The record is from RefSeq and is a predicted model, not a curated record. Lineage: Eukaryota; Fungi; Basidiomycota; Agaricomycetes; Cantharellales; Hydnaceae. The transcript has 3 exons.